Durusdinium trenchii is the source of this 916-nucleotide messenger RNA. Lineage: Eukaryota; Dinophyceae; Suessiales; Symbiodiniaceae. The record is from the annotation of a GenBank genome assembly.
CUUGCUCGGUCAGUUUAGACUGCCUGUGUGCAACAGCCCGAGCCAGCCUGCACCUUGCGCCGCUUUGCCGUGCUUUCAGCUCUCCGAAGGCUCAUGGCUGAGGGCCCGGAGCUGGCGGAGCCGGAGCGGGUCGUGCACAAGGGCCGCCGGCACAAGCGGCGGCGCCACCGGAGUCGAGGAAAUGAGGGAAGCUGCGGCAGCAGGUCGCAUGGGAGUGCGCCUGGUUCCCGACAUCGGCGAGGGGCCUCAAGCAGAAGGCGGCGCCGAAGUCGGAACCGGCCACGCUCGCAGGACCUGGAGCGCUCUCCGCGCUCAGCUCCGCGCCACGAGCACCGCGAGCCCCGCGCGGAGCGGCACCGCGACGGGGGGCCACCGCACAUCGAGGUGGAGAUCGGCGCGGCCCUCGGUGAGGAAGGCCGCUACAUCGUCGAAGAAGUCUUUGGCGAUGGGGCCUCUGGCCGUGUCCUAGGCUGCCGAGAGGAGCCCAGCGGCAAGCUGGUGGCGGUGAAGGUCUCGCGGCCGGCGCGGCGGCAGCGGAGGCACGCAGAGACAGAGGUGGCCACGUUACAGAAGCUUCAGAGGCACAACCGAGAGCUGGCGGAGAAGCAUGUUGUGCGCCUGUUGGACACCUUUGAGCACGACCAGGACUUCUACUGCAUCGUCAUGGAGCCUUUGGCGAUGAGUUUGCGUGGCCUUUUGCAGGAAGGCGAUGGAGGGAUGUUUUUGGCAGACCUUCGCUCGUCGGCACAUCAACUGACGAAUUGCUUUGCCUUUUUUCAAUCCAUGGGCUUAGCCCAUGGGGACUUGAAGUGCACCAACGUGAUGCUCCGGCGGGGCGACUACGAGCUGCGGCCCCACCCGCGGCUGAGCGACCCGGACGCCAUGGCUGCGCGGCCCAUGCCCUGGCCGUUCGAGG